Guyanagaster necrorhizus is the source of this 2282-nucleotide messenger RNA. Its product is annotated as putative efflux transporter. Gene Ontology annotation, molecular function: transmembrane transporter activity. Gene Ontology annotation, cellular component: membrane. The transcript has 12 exons. Bases 328 to 1995 code for a protein of 555 amino acids. Gene Ontology annotation, biological process: transmembrane transport. The record is from RefSeq and is a predicted model, not a curated record. Lineage: Eukaryota; Fungi; Basidiomycota; Agaricomycetes; Agaricales; Physalacriaceae.
ACCUCGGCGCACCCACUUGAUGUUCCGAAGGCACCGAGGACAAUGAACGGUUCUACGGGAAGUAGUCUCGUCCCUCUCGAUGAUGAUAUAUUCCUACGCCUACUGCGUCCGGGAAGAAAUCUUCAUGUCGCCACACUACUACUUUCGCAAAAAAUCGGCGACGGAAAAGCCAAUCAUCGGAGCAAUCGUGUGGCGUUUCCAAAGGCGAUAUAAUUACGCUUGGCAACAGGACCCACUUGAAUAGUUCGCAAGGAGGAGUUUUGAGUUAUUUAAGCUUCAUGGAUCCUGGCGCUCCCCAUCAAUUCCUCGCUGUCCGUAUUGUUGAUCAUGGACAAGGAAAUCGUCGCAAAACAACCACUUUCAAGGGGGCGUACAGUGGCUAUCAUCGCGACAUGUACGAUGGUUAUGUGGGUGAACAGCUCGAACCUUACUUCUGCAGCGGUGUCUCUACCCUCGAUAGGAAGAGAUCUGGGUAUCGAGCAAAAUCAGCUUGAAUGGCUCGUUUCAUCGUACGCUUUGAGUUCUGGUUGUCUUUUUCCAUUGCUCGGACGCGUUGCAGAUCUAUACGGCCGCAAGAUAACAUUCUUGCUCGGUUCCGCAUGGCUCGCCAUCUUCACACUUGCUUGCGGAUUUGCUCAUGAUGCCAUCGUCCUCGAUGUGCUUCGUGGUUUGCAAGGUAUCGGAGUCGCAGCAGCCCUCCCAGCAUCAAUGGGCAUUCUCGCACAUUCAUUCCCCCCUGGUCGAACGCGGUCUAUUGCGUUCGCUACUUUUGCUGCUGGAGCGCCACUUGGUGGAUUUACAGGUCAAGCAUUGGGUGGGACCUUGAUCCAGCUCUCACAUCCUUCCUGGCGGAGUAACUUCUAUCUCUCAAGUGGUCUGACAGUUUUGUUCCUGCUCAUGGGCCUUUUUUCCAUUCCCCGAGACGAACCAUCUACCGAAGCUGAUCGUCGCAUCGAUUGGUUGGGAGCGUUUUUAGUAACUGCGGCAUUGGUCCUCAUCAUCUUCGUUCUGAGUGAUGGUGAGAUUGCUCCGAAUAAAUGGGCGACCUCUUACAUCAUUGCUCUUCUCAUCCUUGGCGUACUCAUCCUUGGUGUAUUCCUAGUCUGGGAAUGGUAUCUUGAGCGCGUCCAGCUCGACCCAAAUGCGCCUUAUUCGAUGUGGACUCCUCCCCCAAUGAUGAAGCUCUCCUUAUGGACCAAAGCAAACGGAAAAUUUGCUGCAAUUAUGCUUAUGAUAUUACUCACCUUCGCCUCAUUCCUGGCGUGGAACUUUUGGUCACAGUUAUUCUAUCAAGAUUACGAGGAUUACACGCCUAUUCUCACUAUGCUUAGGUUCAUUCCUAUGUUCGUUACAGGGGUCAUUCUCAACACCAUCGUUGUUUUGGUUAUUGCUCGUGUGCCUAUUGUAUGGCUUUUGGCGAUCGGAACACUAGCUACUGGCUGCGCAUCCUUGUUCUUUGCCCUCAUCCAGCCCAAUGCUACUUACUGGCGCUUCGGUUUCCCCAGUGCCAUCUUGUCCGUGUUUGGUGCCGACUUCGUCUUUGCGUCAGGAACGAUCUUCGUCGCACAGAUUGUCGAACCACAUGAGCAGAGCCUUUCCGGCGCUUUGUUCCAAACGAUGAAUCAGGUCGGAACAGCAUUGGGCGUAACGGUCACCACCAUUAUUUACAACCGGGUGGUGGCACAAAGUUCGGCAAAAAUGGGAAUUAUUGUCGACACCAGCAAUAGCAAUGCGCCUCGAGAAGCACUGCUUCAUGGCUACAAAGCCGCAGCAUGGGGCUCAUUUGCUUUCGGAGUUGUCGGUACUAUAUUUGCAGUCCUUUUCUUCUGGAACGUCGGUGUAGUUGCUGAUCACGGACAACCGGAGUCGGACGCUAUAAACUCUGCCCCAUCGUCUGGAUCACAAACCAUGCCUACUUCUGCUAUUGAUUUGGAGAAGGGUGUAUCGGCUUCAAGACUGAUCACUCGCACUCCGUCUAUCGAGUCUCGAGCUUGAACUGAUACUAUAUGCUUUUUCUUAAUUAUUAGACUGUUUCCCAGCUCGAUACUAUCAUGCUUGUAUAUUAGUACUCAAAAUAUGCACACAACUGGAUUCCUCGUCAUGGAGCAAAGCUUGCUGGAUGGUCCUGAUACAGAAAUACUGUUCCUGGAACUCUGAACUUCAGAGUAUCGGGUAUUCGUGCUUUACGUGGAAAUUCCAUGGAUUGCACUGAAAUAGUAUACUGAUACAAGAUAACCGGCCUAUGCGGUCCAAACUUUAGCAAUAAGCUCCGUCAGACCUAA